Molecule: messenger RNA, 1780 nt
Organism: Protopterus annectens (West African lungfish)
Lineage: Eukaryota; Metazoa; Chordata; Ceratodontiformes; Protopteridae
Gene: LYRM4
Product: LYR motif containing 4
Exons: 3
Coding region: 78-356 (92 amino acids)
Biological process (GO): iron-sulfur cluster assembly
Cellular component (GO): mitochondrion; L-cysteine desulfurase complex
Source: RefSeq, a predicted model, not a curated record
GCUAAUAUAUUUCUUCAGGCACCAACUGUUUCCGUUUUUUGAGGGCUUACAGAUGAAAGACCCUCAAUGUUUUGAAUAUGGCGGCGUCCAGUAGAACACAGGUUUUAUCUCUGUACAGAAGUAUGUUAAAAGAAAGCAAAAAGUUUACGUCUUACAGUUAUCGGACAUUUGCGAUUAGAAGAAUUAGAGAUGCCUUCAGAGAGAAUAAAUCAUGCGUAGAUUCUUCGGCUGUUGAAGCACAGAUCAGAAAAGCUCAAGAAAGUCUGGCAGUUAUCCAGCGACAGGUUUCUAUCGGCCAAAUGUAUGCAGUUCAGAAGCUUGUUAUUGAAACCAGUGAAGAAAACAGCAUACACUGAAAUGGAAUUCUUUGCUGAGCUGUCAAUGUUUAUAAAUAGGAAAAUACCCUAUAUCAUUGUUUUGUUUUAUUACUUCAUGCACAGUUUUUAAAUCACUUGAUUAUUAAAAUCGAUUAAAUCCACAAAUGAAAUAGAAAGUGUUACUUUGACAAAUGAAGUGUCUUUUGCUAGCAUACAUGACAUCAAGCUUGUCAUUGCCAAUGUAAGGGUGAGCUUUGCAUAUCAGGAAUUUAUGUGUUUGUAUAGUUCAUUUGUAUAACUGAGUUUAUUGUAUUUUAUGUACAUUGAGAUUCUGAAAAUAAAUAUCGUAGAGCAUAAUAAUUUACAUCACAUCACUUCCUUUUCUGAGAUUAACUGUUUGGUUUUGCAGUACAUGUUGUUUCAAAAGUAUAGCUGACACACUUUUCUGUAUUAGCCUUUAUGAACUCGAAAUAUCAGGGUAUCGUGGUAUUGCACAUUUUUUCUGAAGCAAAGAUGGCACUUUUAGUUUUGUUUAUAAAACAUGGAAAUUACAGCAGUUUUGUUCCCUUGCUUUUAAUAGAAGGGAAUAGUUCACCGGAAUCUGAAAAGAAAACUAAUGUGGAUGGUUUGAGAGAUUCCGUUUUCUUAUCUCUUUUGUCCUCAUGAACAUCCAGCUUGUGUAGACAAAGAGGCACAUGCAAUGGGGUGUCCAUGCAAGUCAUCCUUCACUUCCUUCCAUGUGUUUUCAAGCAAGAGAAAUGGUUUUCCUGGUCUCCAUUGGAGAAAUUGCACUUACCAUGUGCUCCCCAAUAGCCACAAUCCUCCACAACACCCUAUAGCUGAGAGUCGGAAAAGUGAGUGGGUUAUGCCCUUUCACUCUCCUCCCUCCCUGACUGGGGACACUAGUCAAACCCAAUAACUAGGGGCACAGUAGCACCUCUGUCCCUUGUUGACACUGAGACAGGCGUGCAUUCAGUGACUUUUCAUGUCUCUCCUAAAAAGGUACAGUCUCCUGUCUUGUAAAAGUACCUGGUUUAUCUCAUCAAACACAAAUCAUGUUCCGACAUUUUAUCAAAAAAACAUUGUCUUAUCAGCCCUGAAUUGUUUUGCAUUUUGUAUUGGAAAUGACAGUUCAAAAUAAUGAAAUUCUUUGUUACUUUUUACAACUUUGAUUUGUAACUGAUUUUGAAUUAAUCGUACAGCACCUCUAAAUAUUUUUCAUUAUUAUCUUUUUUACAGUAGUAUAAUUUAUUUCCCAAAUUACUUGAGUUACAACCUCAUUUUGGGAAACUGCUCAUCAUUAUAAAUUAAUAUUUUUUUCUACUUUAUUAAUAUGAGAGGAUUUUAGAUGCACCCUGAUUCUAACCUAAGAAGCCAAAUGACUGUAGUUAUUUUGUAUUUACUACUUAGUCAUGCUUUGUCUGUAAUGCAUUUCACCUUUAAAUAAAAGUUUGUGUGUAGUA